Messenger RNA from Pieris brassicae (large cabbage white), 4722 nucleotides. RefSeq names its product lysosome-associated membrane glycoprotein 5. NCBI's taxonomy places the organism in Eukaryota, Metazoa, Arthropoda, Insecta, Lepidoptera, Pieridae. The transcript has 6 exons. The record is from RefSeq and is a predicted model, not a curated record. Bases 107 to 988 code for a protein of 293 amino acids. Gene Ontology annotation, cellular component: membrane.
UAUAAAGCCUUUAAAUACAAGAUACUCGCGUAGUUUUACACAAAUGGAUGGCAGAAAUAACUUAUUUAAUAACAAAUUAGUUUGAUAUUACGAUUUUGUACACGCCAUGUUUGGUAGAUUCCUAAAACGUUUCCUGAUUAUGGAUUUCACUAUGUGCUUCCAGAAGAAAUUUAUGUGUUUUUUGAUGGUGGUCUGUUCGGUACACAGCCUGCAGUUAGAUAGCCAAGCAUCGACACGACGACCCAGGAUUACGAAAUACAGCAAAACUACUAUAACUCCAGGAUCAACGGAAGCACCAACCGAACGGAGCCUCUUGACAGCAACCUACCGUCUUCAAGGAAGUGGAGGGGAGACAUGCAUUUUACUGGUUGUGGACGCUUUACUUGACAUCUCUUACAUGACCAAACUUAAUGAGCGCGCUGACGCCAACACUUUUGUGCCUAAUAACGCUGUUGCUAGUGGAUCCUGCAAGGAUAGUGAUUUGGAAACAUUGGUCCUUUCGUUCAAGGAGUUCGGAUUGGAAUGGACUUUUGCUAAGACCCCAGGUGGAGAACGCUGGUACGUGGACAGCAUCAGACUAACUUACAACUCCAGCGCACGAAUCCUCGAACACGCGGCCAAGCAGGGUCGUAGAGUCACAUUGUCUACUGGCCCUCGAGCGCUGCUUUUCCCCACACCUGUUGGCAAAUCCUUUGACUGCCCUGACGAAUCUAUUGUGGAGUUGGUUGAGGAGGAUGCUGGAAACCCCAACACAGCGCAUCGUGCUAAACUCUACCUUCGUCAGAUGCGUCUUCAGCCAUUUAUGUUUCGUCGUGAUGGUCAGUUUGGUCCUCCUUGGAAGUGCUCUGAUGCCAACCGAACCAGAUCCGAAACAGCACCAGUCGCGGUCGGCUCCGCACUGGCUAUAGCGACCGCCGGCACCCUCAUAGGCUAUGCAAUCUGGCGGUAUUUGAAGGUUAAAAAAGUACAAUACGACACUAUGGAAUGAAGGGGUUGAAUGCGUUCUGAAUUUAAAUCUUACUGUCUAUGGGUUUAUGGUUUUAAAUUCUAUAUCUUUGUCUGUGUCGCAUGUGCUGUCGAAAGGCCUUGACCUGCCCAGCCGAAAAAUUAUAAUUCGUCUGUGUGGUCAGUUUGAAUAUUUAAAAAGGGCCAGAGCCUAAGAGGUUAUAUUUUAAUUGAAUAUCAAAUCUCUUAUUAGGUAUAUUUGGUAUUUGAUUAAUCCUAUUUUACAGGGUUGUGAUACCUCAAUAAUGGAGUGAGAAUGCUUUUAUAUGGUUCUGGAGCCUUAAAAAUAUUACUCUUUCCAGGCGUGUGGUACAUUAAAAUAAUUUAAUUUUUCUUUUUUAAAUUCCCUGACAGAAUUCCGGGAUAUUCCUUGUUCAGAACGCAUUUAAAUUAUAAACGUCCCAGUGUAGCGAAUUGUAGAGUCCCACGCAGUAUUGAUAACGAAAUAAGGCACACGACAUGAUAUCUAUGCACAAUGUACAGUUUUCCAAAUAUUCACUUACGGCACUGACUGUACAAAACUAUUAUAGGUGUUAGUCAAACUAAACUAAAUUUAGUCAGUUUAGUUUAGUCCAUUAACGCGUCGUAUCAAUAGUCCCAUGUUAUUGUUGAAAGUUGAUAAUGUUAUUCGUGACAAACGUAGAAUCACGAAAGUUUGAUGAAUUCGGUAGUUAUGGACAAUGCCAGUUAAAAUAAACUAAAAUUGUAGCUUAUGCUACGUUUCAGUUUAGUUUAGUUCAAAGUCCAGCUGAAUUGACAUAGCGGUUUUAAUGUUUCAUCAAGAGAUAUAUAGUUGUUUAAAGUUGUUGAUGGUUGAUAAUAAUGUAUAAAUGUAUUUAAUCGCCAUAUUAUUCUAGGUGUCACCCAAAACUCGGCGUACUAAGAUUCAGAUUGUCAAAGCAUUUUGACAGAUGUCAGAGUUAGCGCGUGCUUAGAGUGCCCCUCUGUCUCUUGUAUUUGAAUCUUACGUGUGCUUUUUCUGAGAAAUAAGAAUAAAAUCUAUGUAUGCAAAUCUAAUAGUUUUAACCGAAAUGCGAAUUUUUCAGAAAAAGUACAUACUGAGUAUUGGGUGUUAAUUUUACUAACAUAUGUACUCCAAAGAAACUCUUAGAAUAGGUUAUCUCGUUUGUUUUUAAGGGGUAUAUAAAAAAAAUCCCUAUAGGGUGAGGAGAUAGAGAUCGAUAAAAUUCUCUGUUUAAUAAGUGUGUUAAGUAUGUUAGUAAUUAUUUGUGCGCCUAACAUUUUAUGGAUAUAAUCAGCGAGUGAGUAUUAUCCUUGUGUACAAAACGCAAAUUAAAGAAACUGUCAUGUUGCACAAAGCAUUCGUAGUGAUCUGUGGAAAUACCAAAAAUAGGUACAUACUUUCUAGAUUUAUAAAACUGGUUAAGUCUUUAUAAGAAGACCGAUUGAUCAAUGCUGUCAUAGCACCAAUUAGAUGUAAUUUUAAUUAAUUGAUCGAAAUGUGUGUGAAAUGGCCGAAAGAUUAAAAUAUUUUGAUCGAAAUUGAGCAUAAGAGGAAGGUACUGAAGAAAUGUUUGUGAAUAUUGAGUCUCUAGAAAGUAAAUUCAAUAAAAUAAUGCAGUAGAUAGAUUACAAAACUUAGCUCCAUGAAAAGUAGUUUCUGUGUUAUUACUAUCGUGUAUAUUUUAGACUAUAAACAUAUCACAAGAUAAUAAAUAUACUUUAUAAUUUAAUCAUUUUAUGUAGAUAUUAUUGAAGGUAAGUAUAUAUAAUUUUUUAUCAAUUGUUUGCGGUAUAGUAAACACUGAUAGUACGUGUACAAGCAAUAAUACUUUUUUAUUCGACGCCGUCGUUGCGACAAAAUGGCUGAAUCGAUGUUGUAUUGUGCGCAAAACUUGGCUAAACUAGUGUAUAGUUAAUUAUAGUUUAAAUAUUUAAUAGCUGGUGAUAUUUUUCUAGAGUUAAUUAGUUGUAUUAUGCCUAGAUUAAGUGUGUUAUUGUAUAAUCUUUUAUUCUUCUAAUUCAAAUUUCUACCGUUUUGCUUACAUUUAUUUCGAAAAGAAAUUUUGCUAUCCAAACUAUCUUACUUAGAAUAUAUUUUGAAAUCUUUUUGCAAGUUUACAUUCUAACAUGCCUAAUCUAAUUUUAUCUACCUCUUACUUCCAAAUUUUUGUAUCACUUUACUCUCUUUAUGUACAGAAUUGAUGUUCCAUGUAAGUAAGACCUAAGAAACGAAAUCAGCCUAAAUCAGUCUUGGUAUGUAAACACAAUUUUGAACGAAUGAGCAGAUAUAAUGUAUGUUAGUUUUUGAAGAAAGGUUUUACAUGUAACAUCAAAUAUAUUUUUAUGACUAUACGAUUUAAGGGUGAAAUUGAAAUAUUUACCCAAAAUGUGUAAGUAAAUAAGUUAUAACAGAUUUAAGUAUAUAAACACUAGUACCAAGUUUUGCUAGUUAAGGUUUGCUGUGUGUAACGCUUAAUUGUGAAGGUUAUUUCUUUAAUACAUUAUACUCACCAAUUACUCUAACAUAUCGUUUAACCAUACUAGUUAUAAGUUAUAUAUUGAUCGCUGUUCGAUCAUGUUUAGUUAGUGUUCUGUUGUACACAAACUAACUAAAAAUAAACGUUUUUAGUUCUAGUUUUGUACAACAUUUAAUAUAUCUUAAUCUUAAUCGCUUAGUGCUGUAUAAAGCUUUCGUUUUUGAAUCUCUCGCUUUUGUAUUUUCGAAUUUUAUACAAAUGCUAAUCGUUUUCGGAUUACACGUACCACUAUUUCAAUCUUGCACUUUGUUUGUAUUUCCUGCGGUGUGUUACUAUAUGUGCUGGAAUGUUCUGUUUCAAUAGAGUCCAAUAUGAAUUCAGAUCAGUGCCUGAGUCUCGCCAAUAAACGAACAUAGGCUAAAGAACAAAGUCAUUAAACUUUACUCUUUUCUCGUUUCUUUGUUUCGUUAAGUGCGCGUUGCAUUAAUGAUAAAACAUAUGAUAUUUAUUUCCAACACACAAAUAUACAGUAACGCUUGCAGCAAUUCCGCACUGUUUUGCAAUUGACCUAUUCGUUGAGCGAGAAAAACACCAGCUCACCUCUUCUCUGCUAUCCUGAAGGUUUAUUCUAUGUUUAUUAGUGUAAAAAAGCAUUUAUAUAAUCGGUCUUGUAGCUUUGUAUCAGCAAUAUAGUACCAACACUUCCGCAAUUAACUAAUGAGCGAAAGCAAAACGUUUCUGAAAAGUUUUCAAAUAAUUGAGAUGUCUAUUUUCCUAAUAUUUUGUAAAGGAUCCCUGUAGCAGUUCCCACGUUAGUUUCUUAGCGUUAUAUAUCGGUGCAUUUAUAAUGAUAAAUAUUAUACUAAAAUAUUAUAUGCCAUACGAUUUGUCUUCCAAUAACAUUGAUCUUAUUACAAUAGUGUAUUGUAGCUUUUAUUGGCGUCGCGUGUUAUAAUUGAAUGAGGCUUUGGUUGUUGUAUUUUAAUACGGUUGUCAAUUUUGAAGAAACACCAAAUUUGUGAAGAUAUUCAUUAAUUAUAACACGUGCGUAUAGUGCAAAAGUGGUGGUGUUAUUAUUUGGACAAAUUUUAAAUCUUACUUUCAGAACGUAGUAUACUUUAGUAUGUUUGAUAUUAUUUGAACUACUAUUUCUAUUAAAUUCGAUGUUCCAAUAUAUAACAUACACCACUGAUUAGUUGUAAGUGACAUAUCUCAAAAAUUAUUGUAAUUUAGUGCGUUCAUUUAUGAGAUUAUCUUUAUGAAUAAAUGACGUCGA